Molecule: messenger RNA, 1077 nt
Organism: Pimephales promelas (fathead minnow)
Lineage: Eukaryota; Metazoa; Chordata; Actinopteri; Cypriniformes; Leuciscidae
Gene: polr2g
Product: RNA polymerase II subunit G
Biological process (GO): positive regulation of nuclear-transcribed mRNA poly(A) tail shortening; transcription initiation at RNA polymerase II promoter; nuclear-transcribed mRNA catabolic process
Cellular component (GO): RNA polymerase II, core complex; P-body
Molecular function (GO): single-stranded DNA binding; single-stranded RNA binding; translation initiation factor binding
Source: RefSeq, a predicted model, not a curated record
UUUAGCUUGGUUCUUUUUGAGGGUCGGCGCCUUGACACGCAGAAAUCAAUCCUUGCGGCUUUUUUAAUAUAAAACUAAGACAUUUGUGAGAUAAAACUCGUUUAGAGAUGUUUUAUCAUAUCUCUUUGGAGCAUGAGAUUCUCCUCCAUCCAAGAUACUUUGGACCUAACCUUUUGAACACAGUAAAGCAGAAACUGUUCACUGAGGUGGAGGGAACAUGUACAGGAAAGUAUGGCUUUGUUAUUGCAGUAACCACAAUCGAUAAUAUUGGAGCAGGUGUAAUACAGCCUGGCAGAGGUUUUGUGCUGUAUCCCGUCAAAUACAAAGCCAUUGUAUUCCGUCCCUUCAAGGGGGAAGUUGUGGAUGCUGUUGUCACUCAAGUUAACAAAGUCGGGCUCUUUACAGAAAUUGGCCCCAUGUCCUGCUUCAUUUCUCGUCAUUCUAUUCCCUCUGAGAUGGAGUUUGACCCAAACUCAAAUCCUCCAUGCUAUAAGACAGUUGAUGAGGACAUUGUCAUCCAACAAGAUGAUGAAAUUCGACUGAAGAUUGUGGGAACUCGAGUGGAUAAGAAUGAUAUUUUUGCCAUUGGAUCUCUAAUGGAUGACUACCUGGGUCUUGUGAGCUGAUUCUUCUGUCAAGAAUAUGGGAAAUAUUAAACUUGAUGGUGUGAGGAUGCUAUGUAGUUUGUAUAUACUGUAUUUAGAUUUUUUUAUGGUCUCUUUUUAUCCCCAUUUUGGUAUAUCUAUAGUUUUCCCAUUACAACAGUUUGUUUUGUGAAACAUCAAGUCGAAUGGGACCAAAAUGUUGCUGUGGUUCUACAUGAUGGACAGAUUUUGUACCAUUUCAUUUAUAGUGAGGCAGCAGAGAAAAGAGGGAUAUAGAGUUCUCCGGCUGUUGGAAGAUUCUGUAAGCAGUUUACAAUCACGUUUUGGAAGGAGUCAUUCAUCACGUUGUUUUUAGAAGUUAUUCAAUCUCAUUAUUAUAUAAGGUCAUUUUUAGAAUUAUUUUUUGUAAAUGCUAGCCAGCCUUUUGUUCGAUAUUCUUUUGUAAUACAGCACUCAUACAAUUUUGACCGUA